This is a messenger RNA of Cynoglossus semilaevis (tongue sole), 1016 nucleotides long. RefSeq names its product C-factor-like. Lineage: Eukaryota; Metazoa; Chordata; Actinopteri; Pleuronectiformes; Cynoglossidae. Gene Ontology annotation, cellular component: cytoplasm. Gene Ontology annotation, molecular function: oxidoreductase activity. The record is from RefSeq and is a predicted model, not a curated record. Bases 49 to 843 code for a protein of 264 amino acids. The transcript has 8 exons.
CAGGGAGGGAGCAGUCAGACGGCAGCUGAGGCUCACGGUGCAGCAAACAUGUCGGUGGAACUGGACGGCAACAUUUUGGUGACCGGCACCAACAGAGGCAUCGGUCUGGACCUGGUCAAAAUGCUGGCUGAGAGGACGGGACAGAGGAGUCACAUCUACGCCUGCUGCAGGGAGCCUGAGGGCAGCAGGGCUGAGGCCCUGAAGGAACUUGUGACUCAGUACCCUGGAAAGAUCACAUUAAUCAAACUAGAUGUCUCAAAUGAAGACAGUGUGGUAUCAGCUGUCCAGGUUGUCAGUGCACAUGUCGGAGCUGCCGGGCUGAACCUCCUCAUCAACAACGCUGCCGUCAAUAUGCCAGAAAGACCCGCCCUGAUGUCCGCCACAGGGAAACAGGACAUGAUGUUGUCAUACGAAAUCAACGUGGCUGGACCGUUUCUGAUCUCCAAGAUGUGUCUGCCACUGCUCCAGAAGGCAGCAGAGAUUCGCUCCUCUGACGACGGUGAUAACAUGUCCUGCAGGAGAUCGGCCAUCAUCAACAUUUCCACGCUGUUCUCGUCUAUUGAGAAAUGUCCAGAGACUUUUCCCAUGGCACAGAUGGUUCCUUACAGGACCAGCAAGGCGGCGCUGAACAUGCUGACUUGCUGUCAAGCUGAGGACUUCAAGACUCACAAUAUCCUGGUUGCAGGACUCCAUCCCGGCUGGGUGCGGACUGACAUGGGAGGAGAAAUAGCUCCUCUGUCCACCGAGGAAAGUGUACGUGGCAUGUUGAAUGUGAUGUCAUCACUUAGCAACAAGGACAGUGGGUUCCUUUUGGACUGGGAAGGCAACAGAAUUCCCUGGUAGCAGCAACCUUCAGGUUCAGAACGGGAAAACCUUACAGAGAAUUCCUGCGGAUGAAAGAAAAAAAUGAAAGAGUACCAGGGUGGUGCAGCCACACCAGCGCCAUCUUGGACCAGAGAAUACAUUAAAAUCUAAAUAUGCAUUGUUUUCUUUCAAUAAAAUCUGAUAAUAAUCAA